Messenger RNA from Populus nigra (black poplar), 954 nucleotides. RefSeq names its product EPIDERMAL PATTERNING FACTOR-like protein 5. Lineage: Eukaryota; Viridiplantae; Streptophyta; Magnoliopsida; Malpighiales; Salicaceae. The record is from RefSeq and is a predicted model, not a curated record. Gene Ontology annotation, biological process: guard cell differentiation; stomatal complex development. The transcript has 3 exons. The coding region runs from base 385 to 822 and encodes 145 amino acids.
GGAGGAGGAGAGACAGAGAAAACAGAUUAAUGAUAAGGUUUUUCCAAGUGAGUUGUCAAGUGAAGUGGAAACUCAGAGUCACAGGUGUAGACUUUCACUAUUUGACAAAAACCAGAAUCACUUGCUUGUGAAGCAAUAUCUCCAAGCUGUACCAAACUAACCAAGUACCAAUGCAAGAUAAGAGACUCCACCAGGAGAAACCCAAGAAAUUCUGGAGGCUUGGCUUUUGGGAAAUGCGAGUAGUGAGUUUGUUCCUUUAAAUAAUCCCCACCAUACACCUGAUUUCUCCCAGAGUACUACUGUGUGGCUGAUCCAGAAACUCCUUCUCUUCUCCUGCUCCCGCGCACUCGCUACAAUCAAGUCGCCAUCAUCAUCACAGCUUCUAUGGAGGCAAGUUCUAUUUGCUGUUUAGUGCUAGCACUGCAGAUAGUGAGUUUGGUUUCUGCAGCAAGCAGGCCUUUUGCACCUAAUAGCGGUGUUGCUGUCAACCAAGCAGUCACAGGACACAGCCUUCAAUCUUUACAAGUUCCACUGGACUCGAACUUUGACCCCCAAUCAGGUUCCGAAAAAGGCAUUAAAACCAAAGAUGGGGUGGCGGGUGGGAUGAUAAUCGAGGCAGCAGCAGGUUAUGCUAAAGGCAUUACUAAAAUCGGGUCCACCCCACCAAGUUGUGAGCACAAGUGCCAUGGCUGCACUCCUUGUGAAGCAAUUCAAGUGCCAGCCAUCAGCAAAACCGGCACCCACCAUUUAAGUGUAAACUAUGCAAAUUACGAGCCUGAAGGUUGGAAAUGUAAAUGUGGACCUUCCUUCUAUAGCCCUUGAACUCCAGAGACAUGCAGUUUGAUUGACUCAUUUCUGCUUAUGUUCGAGAUAAUGAUCACCUUAUUUCUGUACAUAUUUUUCGUUUUCAUAUUAGUUCAAGUGAUCUUUAUGUGAAUUUUAACGUUUUGCCAA